AUGAGACAAAUUUUAUGGAGGGAUUUAGUUCAGAUUGGUUCCUCAAUUCAAGGGCCCUGGUUUAUUAGUGGUGAUUUCAAUAAUGUUCUUUCUUCUAAGGACAGACUUAGGUCCCCAAUUACUCUCUCUGAGACACAGGAAUUUCGGGAUUGCAUUGAUGCAUUGCAAUUAACCCCACUGAAAUCAACCGGAUGGCAUUUCACCUUUUGUAAUAAGCAGCAGGACAAUAGUAGAGUAUAUUCAAAAAUUGACUGGGUUUUUGGAAAUCUUCAAUGGCUCCAAUCAUAUGGGCAUGUGGAGGCUGAAUUCCUGAACCCGGGUGUGUCUGACCACUCUCCCAUUCUUAUCCAGUUUAGACCCCAAGUUAAUAUUCAUCCUAAACCUUUCAAACUGUUUUCCACUGUCAUGAACCACCCUGAUUUUGCAACUAUCUUAUCUAAUGUGUGGGCCCAAGAUCAUGAUGUUGAUCAGCUGUUGGUAGAGCAAGAGAAAAGUUUGCUUGCAGAAAUUUCAAAAUGGAGCAAUGUAGAGGAACAAGCACUGAGGCAAAAGUCCAGAGCCAACUGGAUUACGUGUGGGGAUGCAAAUACAGGGUACUUUCAUGCUCAGUGUAAGAUUAGAGCAAGUAGAAAUGCCAUUACUUCCAUCUGUGAUGCAAAUGGCAACAAGCUUAUCGAUCCGGUAAAGAUAAAGGUGAAUUCCUCUCAUUCUUCACAAACUUAA
Molecule: messenger RNA, 723 nt
Organism: Lycium ferocissimum
Lineage: Eukaryota; Viridiplantae; Streptophyta; Magnoliopsida; Solanales; Solanaceae
Exons: 2
Coding region: 1-723 (240 amino acids)
Source: RefSeq, a predicted model, not a curated record